ACCGAGGGGCUGCAAUACCUUAUUCCCUACUUCCUUCCUCGCAUUUCCCUCGUCGCCCCUUGACCAGGUGAUUUGAAUGUCUCUUCUGCCUAUUCUCGCUGCUGUAAUCUCACUGCUCAAGUACAUAGCAUAAUCAAUAUAAGAGAUAGUAUUAUCAGAGCUUCUCACUCUUGCUACCGCGACUCUCAUCUACGUUUCUCCUUGUCUACCCCCAUCCACCCGCACUUCCACCGGUGCAGACAUACACCUAUCGCAGGUUACUGAAGACACUUUGAGAAUAUCAUCACCUCGGGAUACUCAGGCUUGACUCAGCAUGGCAUUCACACAGCCCGAUAUCCAAGCUGGCGACGAGCUCGCCUCGCUUUUCUCUCGCAACAUGACAUUCCAACAACCCCAGCCAGUACAAGAAGCUCCUCAAGAACAACAUCCGCCGGAGCCGGAGCCAAUCAAGUACUCCAUCUCACAACAUUACCAUCACUCAACCCAUAUAGUUCAACAAGAAGAACCCAUCUCAGAACCAUUACGGCCGUCUUCAGUGCCUCCGCAAAUACUGCCCACUGCGGAACAAAUCUUAAGUCGCCGUGGAAUCGACCCGUCCUGGUUAUCCCCGCAACAACUCGAACUGUUCAAGACAGCCGAUACCCCUCAGCAGCUGCGUCUGAUCCAGCUUUGGCAGAUAUGUCCCCCUUCGAAUAUGACAACCAACCCAACUGUCGCCUGGAUAAAUACAACAAAUACAUCUGUCGAACAAGAAGAGAUGAUCGCACGGCUGCACUAUGAGCAGAAGCAAGCAGAUGAAGCUGCUCGAAGAGACUCACUAAUGAGCUUGGACGGCACACCGCUAACACCAGUUCAAACGACUGACGGGCACUGGGUGGGCACGGCCUAUGUCGAACCAUACAUGAUGUCGGGAUACGAGAUGAUGGCCCGGCGCGAGUAUGAGGAAUCAGUCAAGCGACAGCUCCAAGAAGACAUGUCAGGGCCGAAGGAGGUCUACAAUUCCUUUGGCGCCGCUGUCGGUGACGGCCACUAUCGUCUAGCUACGGACCCCGUCUACGCCAACAAUUGGGCCCACCAGCAGCAGGCCAUGGAGAACCAAUACGGUGCGUUCCAGCAGAUGGGAGAUAUGGAGUUUUGAGAAGUGACGCUGUAUAUUGCUUGCUCUUACUCAUGUCAUAACCACCCCUACGGUAUAGCAAUUGGUCGCGGGGUGAGUGAAAUCACCAGUGGCAUGUUGUUUAGAUUCUAUUAGGGCGGACUAGCGAAGGUUAGUUAGAUAAUUAGCCUCUACUUAGUUCAGACUCUGGUGUACUGUACGUGGCAGACGGGAGAGGAGUUAAGUACUUACUUACUACCACUGGUUGAGAAUUAUGUUCGCAUCAUCGUUCGGCGAAGGAGGAUCGGGAAUAGGAUGGUUGGCUCUGCGUAUGCUACGGACUACCUACUGUACUUGAAUUUGACAUUCUAGGAUGGCGUUGAGG
Messenger RNA from Xylaria bambusicola, 1481 nucleotides. RefSeq lists its product as uncharacterized. The transcript is spliced from 3 exons. The coding region runs from base 314 to 1138 and encodes 274 amino acids. Lineage: Eukaryota; Fungi; Ascomycota; Sordariomycetes; Xylariales; Xylariaceae. The record is from RefSeq and is a predicted model, not a curated record.